GAGGAGACCCACUGGAGAAGCCUACAGAACAACCCAAUCUGCUUUUUCGGAGAGCGACGGAGCCCAAGCAAUGGACUACUCCAUUGACGAGUCUCAAGACCCUAUUAAAGUUGGCUUUUUGGAAGCGGAAGUGGAGCUGGAGGUCGGGCUGUCUGUGGUCCAAAAAGAACUCUAUUCCUAUGGUGGAGGAAGAAGGACCGCCAAGAAGCGAAAGGUGGAGGAAACACCAGCAGCCAAAAUGUGCGACGUGUUGGGCAACUUCCUGGAGCAACAACAAAAGGCUCCCCUUCCCACUCUUCCAAGGCCGGUAUAUGCCUACUGGGAGUCGAUUCUAAGCACGUUUCCUCCGGAACGUGCUGCCGAAGUCGAAAGGAAGAUGACCCAGCUUCUGUGGGAGGAGAAAGACGCCAGCCGAUAA
This is a messenger RNA of Drosophila rhopaloa, 418 nucleotides long. RefSeq lists its product as uncharacterized. The record is from RefSeq and is a predicted model, not a curated record. NCBI's taxonomy places the organism in Eukaryota, Metazoa, Arthropoda, Insecta, Diptera, Drosophilidae. The transcript has 3 exons. The coding region runs from base 71 to 418 and encodes 115 amino acids.